GUUCUGCCUGCACAACUGCACCAGGAUGGUCGAGACCAAAACCGAGAGUCCUCGUAAAACGAAAGGCGCCGCUCCCAAGGAGAAUGGGUUCGCCAAAGGCGACAAGAAUAAUAACGACCUGAGUGAUUACGAGGACGACCUCAGCCAGCUGAUCAAAGCUGACACGAAAUCGGCGGAAGCGGGACCGCACAAGAUGGAAAUUGUCUGGUUUCCCAACGCCAUAGGAUUCUUCUUCCUUUACCUCCUCACUCUCUACUCCACCUACCUCCUAUUCUUCGAUUCAAAAUGGCAGACGAAAGUUUUCAUGAUAACUAGUAUGAUUUUCGCUGGGCUAGUCACGACAAUGGGGGCUCACAGACUGUUCACGCACCGAACCUACAAAGCAAACUACUGGCUCAGGGCCUUCCUCAUCAUCAGCCAAGUUGUCGCAGCACAAAACUGCCUGUGGGUGUGGGUGCGGGACCACCGGCAGCACCACAAGUACAGCGACACGGACGCCGACCCGCACAACGCCAGCCGCGGGUUCUUCUUCUCCCACGUCGGCUGGCUCAUGGUCCGCAAACACCCCGACGUCAUCGCCAAAGGGAAACUCGUCGACAUGUCCGACAUGAAUGCAGACCCACUCAUUAUGUUCCAGAAAAAGUAUUACAAAACGUUGUUCACCAUUUUGGCUGUGAUAAUCCCAACAGCGAUACCGUAUUACUUCUGGAAUGAGGAUCUGAUGAAGUCAUUCGUGAUGUGCAGUCUAGGCCGGAUCCAUUGGACUAAUAAUUUAGUUUGGCUAGUUAACAGCUGGGCUCACUUAAUUGGCACCAGACCGUACUCGGAGAACAUUUUACCGGUGGAGUCGUUCUUCGUCUCCUUCAUCGGCCUGGGCGAGGGCUGGCACAACUACCACCACACGUUCCCGUGGGACUACCGGGCGGCCGAGGCGGGGAAGUGGCCUAACCUGACGGCGACGCUCAUCGACUACUGCGCGAGCCGCGGUUGGGUCUGGGACCGGCGCUCGGCCACCACCGAGAUGGUCAUCAACCGGACGGUGAAGAAGGGCGACCACACGCACCCCCUCUUCGGCGACAAGACGGAGACCUUCGUCGAGAAGGUCCGCGAGAUCAAGCUCGCCAAGGAGUACACCGAUCAGCAGGUCGAGGACGACAUGAAGCUCAUGGGGCGGCUCCGGCCGGACGAAAGUAAGAAGGCGUGAGUUCGCGGAAAAAUCGUCAUAGAAUAAAGAGACUAACGUCAACAGAAGCGAAAGCCACCGCCAUUUCCAUGUCAACUAAGCAUAACGAAAGGAGGCUGUUUCAAUAAGUACUGUUUACGUUUGCGGUAGGUCGACGUAGAGUCCCUUUAUACUGAGAGUCAAGACAAUUCGGCUCAUGGAUGUCACAAACGGGAAUAAAGAUUACAGAAAUUG
This is a messenger RNA of Bemisia tabaci, 1417 nucleotides long. RefSeq names its product acyl-CoA Delta-9 desaturase. Gene Ontology annotation, cellular component: endoplasmic reticulum membrane. The record is from RefSeq and is a predicted model, not a curated record. Gene Ontology annotation, molecular function: iron ion binding; stearoyl-CoA 9-desaturase activity. Gene Ontology annotation, biological process: unsaturated fatty acid biosynthetic process. NCBI's taxonomy places the organism in Eukaryota, Metazoa, Arthropoda, Insecta, Hemiptera, Aleyrodidae.